Messenger RNA from Candida albicans SC5314, 954 nucleotides. RefSeq lists its product as uncharacterized. The transcript has a single exon. The record is from RefSeq and is a predicted model, not a curated record. The coding region runs from base 1 to 954 and encodes 317 amino acids. NCBI's taxonomy places the organism in Eukaryota, Fungi, Ascomycota, Pichiomycetes, Serinales, Debaryomycetaceae.
AUGAAAUUCCUUCAAUCUUUUCCGGUUAUUCUUGCUGUAUUUUCAUUUGCAGCAAAUUUAGUCAGUUCAAAACUUGUGUAUGAAUAUGAAACAAAAUACGUCACGGUAGAAAUUGUCACAAUAGUAAGUGGGGAGACUACUUAUACCACAGAACGACUUGAAACUAAUGGCCCUACAAGUACAACAACAACCAUAGUGAUUCCCAGUUCCAAACCAUCAAGUCCAGAAUCAAAACCAAAGUCGGAUUCUCAGCCAAUGUUUCAAUCACCAUCACCAGUACAAAUAACACCAAGUACCACAUCCAUCAAUAAUGCCCCCCUGCCAACUAAACCUGAAACAACAGUAACUGCAAGUCCCGCGGUUAUUGCUCACACAUCAGUAUUUGUAGUCACACCAAAUUCAGCCCCUACUACUUCAUCAUCACCACCCAAUAUUGUUCAACAGGUGAAAGCAGCAAUAACACCACUGGCACCCAAACCGCAACCGCAACCGCAACCGCAAGAAAAUAAUUCUGGAACCAAUGAUGAUAGUCAAUUAUCACUGUUUAGUCGCCAAAUUCUUGAGGCACAUAACAUAAAACGAGCAAGUCAUGGAGUGAAUCCAUUGACUUGGAGUAAUGAGUUAUACAAUUAUGCCAACAAAGUUGCCAGUAGUUAUGAUUGUUCAGGCAAUCUUCGUCAUACCAGUGGACCAUAUGGAGAAAAUUUGGCUUUGGGAUAUUCCUCAGGGGCUAAUGCUGUUAGUGCUUGGUAUUCUGAAGGAUUUAAUUUUGGCGGUGCCGGAAAGUUGAAUCAUUUUACACAAGUGGUUUGGAAAUCAACUACUCAAUUAGGAUGUGCUUAUAAAGAUUGUCGGGCAAAAGGUUGGGGGUUAUACAUUAUUUGCAAUUAUCAAAAGCCAGGUAAUAUCAUUGGACAAGAACUUGCUAAUAUUUUGCCAUUGAUUAGAUCGUGA